GCGGGACCGGGAGGGACGGGACCGGACCGGACCGCGAUGGAGAAGCCCCGGCGGGCGGUGGUGGUGACCGGGUUUGGACCAUUUGGGGAACACGCGGUGAACGCCAGCUGGAUCGCAGUCCAGGAGCUGGAGAAGCUGGGACUGGGAGAUGAUGUUGAUCUGCACGUCUACGAGGUCCCAGUUGAAUACCAGACAGUACAAAGACUCAUUCCUGCCUUGUGGAAAAAACACAGCCCAGAACUGGUGGUGCACGUCGGGGUUUCGGGUAUGGCCACGACUGUGACUCUGGAGAAGUGUGGCCAUAAUGUGGGCUACAAGGGUUUGGACAACUGCAGGUUCUGCCCUGGCUCUCAGUGUUGUGUUGAAGGUGGCCCUGAGUGCAUUGAUUCCAUCAUUGACAUGGACACAGUUUGCAAGAGAGUCUCAGCUCUGGGCUUGGAUGUCACCGUCACCAUAUCCAAGGAUGCUGGAAGAUACCUCUGUGACUUCACUUACUACACCUCCUUGUACCAGAGCAGGGGGAGAUCAGCUUUUAUCCAUGUGCCUCCUCUGGGAAAACCCUACACAGCAGAACAGCUGGGCCGGGCCCUCCAGGCUAUUAUUGAGGAAAUGCUGGAGGUUUUGGAGCAUUCUGAAGACAAAAUUAAUUGUCAGCAUGAACAUUGAAAGUGGGCAGAAGCUCUCCUGUUAUUAGUAUUGCACUUCCCAAAGUUGCCCUGCUACCCAAGUACUGGUUGUGGGGGGAACAAAUGGGUCUGAAACUUCCAGACCCAGAAUUGGAGACUUCAAAAAAAACCCCAAACAAACAAAAAAGAGGAAAAUUUCCAAUAGAAAAUCACUUUUUUUUUUUUUUUUUUUUUUGGCCAACAUCUGAAUUUCAGCCCAGGCAACCAAGGAUCCAAACUCUCUUCUGUGAAACCCCUGCACCUCCUGGUUUCUGCAGUGCCUGACAUGUGUGCUGUGCUUUACUCAGAGCUUACAACCAGGUUACUACAGGUGGAAAGUCUGAACUUGGUGUUCAGGUGUUGGGAGUUGCUCUCCCAGCCUUCUCAUGACUCUUUUUUAAGUGGAAAGCUUUGCUUUCAGUUUUUGUGGGGUUUUCUUUUGGUUUUUUGGGGGUUUUUUUUGGCCCUAACUGGAGGUUAUUGCAGCAGGGAACUGGAGUGGCCUGGGUUUGUCUGCAGAAAGCAGAGACAAAGAGGCUUCAAAAUCACUUGGCUGCAAGAGAGAAAGACUUUUAGGCUCUGAUUUUCACCCCACAGUGUCCAGAUAUUUGUAGGGUCUUCUGUAAGGUGCUGCUUAACUGCAGGUAGAAAGGAUGUGGUUUGGGUUCCUUUUGGUGUAGAGCAGGAGAUAAUUUGGGUUUGUUUUUUUUUUUUUUUAAUGAGCCUCACAACUAUUUCCAGAUGUUUGUUUUUUUAAUUAUUCUUAUUUCCACCCUCUGAUGCCACCUUCCUCCCUCAGAUCAGCUGGAUGCCUCCUGGCCAGAACACACCAAAUCCCCAGGGCUUCCAGAGCUUUGCUGAAGGUCCCUUUCUCCACAGGAACUCUUGGUCCUGGCCUCUUGAUGCUGAGCUGUUUAUUUUUGAGCUGAAAGCUGAGGAAUUUCUGACUUUCAGCCCCUGGGGAAGGUUUGCUGAGCAAUAAUGUUCAACUUCAGCUCCAACUUUACCACCUGGAUUUCCUCAGAGCAGAAACCAAGCCCUGGGACAUCCAAAGCUGAAGCCUUCCCCCUAUUCCUACUGUCCCUAAACCAGCUGAUUUGAAAGAAAAAAAACAGACCCUUUUUCCUUAGAUGGAGCAUUUGGGCUCUUCCUUAGUGUCCCCCUCCCAAUGGGAGGGUUUGAAGUGCUGCUUCUUGUGGGAACUUCCCCCUGUGCUUCACUGGGGGAUUGGCCAGAAGGUUUGAAGGUGGUGCCUGGAGCUUUGCUCCCCAAUUCCCAGGCUCCAGGGAGAGCAGAGGAGGUGACACAGUGGCCCCAGGCACAAACCAGGUAAUCUGUGACCCCCCUAAGGUCUCGUUGAGGGGUGAAGAAAUCUGUGAUUUGAAGAGCUGGAUGUGUAGAAACCCCCAAGGGUUUGAAGCAUUUUAAAAAUCCCCUGAUUUGGGUUUUUUUUCAAAAUGCUGAGUGACUCUGCUCAUGUAUCUCUCAGUGAGAGCUGCCAGGUGCUGUUUCCCUCUCCAAAUCAAGUGACAAAGGAAAUGCCACUUCUCCUCCUGACCCUCAAGAAGAGGACAAAGACUUCUGCCAUUGUAAGACACCCAAAGGCACCUGAAGAUUCUUUUUUGGGGGGGGAAAAUAGAAUUGUGGGGUUUCCAAGGAAAUAACCACUGGAUUUACCCUACAGGCUUUUUCCCCAUGUUGCUUCCAAGUCAAUAAUCUCAUUUUUUGUGUUGAAAGAUGAAGUAGCACUUGUCAGGCAGUCAGCAGGCAGGCAGACUUUCUGCCUGGUAAUUUAUUCUAUUUAAUGUUUUGUUUAAAUAUUGGUGGUCUGAUGCAUUUAUUUGUUGUGUUUUGGGUUUUUUUGGGUUGGUUUUUUUUUUGGCAAAUAGUUGAGCUGCUUGUAGCUUGAUUCCUUUCUCUGGUAAGAAGUGUUUCUCCUGGAUAUAUCUUAGCUGCUAAUGAGAAGAGGAGUAAUUAAUGUGUCCUGCUAAGUUCAGCAAUUGAUUUUUUUUUUUUUUUUUGAGUAAUUAUCAGUAAUGCCCUUUAAUUUCUGUGUAAAGUAGUUAAGAAUGAAAUGGGAGGAGGGGAAGAUCAACAGCAGUGAGGUGAUAACAAAAAGAAAUGAGGAUGGAGGUAAGAAAGGGCUGGGGACAGGUUCUGGUGACAAAUGUCCCUGCUCUGUUCAUGUCCAAUCUUUGUGCUUCCUUUAAGCCCCAGAGGUCCCCUGGAUGUGGCUCCAAAUUUCCCCAGUUUUGGUGAAUUUGGUGAAUUUGGGGUUUGUCACCUCUUGGACAUCUUUGUUCCUGCUGUUCAGGAGGGAAACCUGGAGCUGCUUCUUGGGACUGCUGCUUGGCCAAGGUCAGGGGUUGUUGACCUACAGGGUGGUGUUAAAAAUCUCAGUUUUUGGAGCUCUGGACAUGGUUUGGAGCUGUGUGUUUCCUUCUGAUCUGAUUUGAGGGGUUUUUUUGUUGUUGUGAAGCUUCCACCUGUUUCUUAGAAACCAUAAUUUAUUUUAUAAUCUUUUUUUUCUGGGAGGGGGGUAAGAAUUAGUCCUUGGAGAUGCUAUUUGGGGAGGGUAUCUUGGGGGUAGAGACAUUUUGUAGAGCAUUAAACUCAUUUUAUUUAAUCUGACCUAAAUUAAACACUUUUGGGGGUUGUUUUGGGGGUUUUUUUUAAUCUUUUUGUUAAACUCCCACUGCCUUUCUAGGUGCAUUGGUUUGGUUUUUAUUUCUCCUUGGCAUCCAACUGCUGCAGAGCUUCAAAGAGCUGAUCUUUUGGGUCACACUUAUCAUUUAUUUUCUCUUUCCAGAUCAUCAAUAAAUAGAAUUUGCUCAUUUGCACUGACUGGGGGAAACCUGUUGCCAACCACAGCUAGUUUGUAAGCUGGAGGAAGUUUCAGGAUUAGUGUUAAUUACUGGGCCUGCAAUUAAGGAAAGGUAAAAGCUGGGGCUGCAAAAUUGGCUCUGGGGAUGAGGUUUUUCAUGGAGAAACAGGGGUGAGGAUAUUUGGUGGGAAUUAAGGAGAAUUAGGGAGGUUCCACUCUGCUGGCAUUUUCUCUGCUUGCCAAGAGCUUGGGGUAGGGAUGGGUUUUGAGGUUUUGUUGGUGAGAAUUUAAUUGAAAUGCUGGGGAGGAGUUUGAGGAGCUCCAGGUACUUGUAAACUCCAUCAUUUGGUGCUUGUGAUGGCAGGGGGAUGUUUCCUCUGAGUUUAAUGUGAGAAUCUGCAUUAUAAAACAGCAAAAAACACCCCCAAAACCACCCUGUGAGCUUGAAGUUUCAAGCUUAAAGAUUCAUAGGGGACUUGAUCCUCAUGGGGUCCCUUCCAGCCAUGGGUUUAGGACAUGUUUGAAGGUGAACACUCAUCAUUGAGGAGCUUUUUUUUAUUAUUAUUAUUAUUCUUUAUUUUUAUUUUUUUUUUUCCAAGGCUGCCAAAAUAAAUCUUUAAGUUUCACACUUACCUGGAGCAUUCCCCAACUUGGUGGCUUCCUCCUAGAGGUGACAGGAGUGGGAAAGGCUGGAAAAAGGCUGGAAAAAAAGGUGAUGGAGAUGGUCAGAGGUGUUGAGUUGGGGUUGUGACAUGAGACUGCAAGAACUGCUGAGCUUCAAGAGCCCUUCCAGGAGGAGGGACCUUCCCCAGGGCCUUUAAAAGGUUGGAAGACUUCACAAACAACUCAACCAUUGCUCUGCUUUCACCCCUUCCAUGAGGAGGAGAGCAAUCAAGUGGCCAAACCUGGAGAAAAACUCUUCCUGGCUGAAUCCUUGCAGGAAUUAAGAAGGGUUUUUUGCCUUCAGUGUAACCUGGGUCCUUCCUGCUGCCAGGGCUCAGCUCCUGGACAUCAAAUUCCUUUUUAUUUUCUCUCAGUGCCUCAGUCAGAUGGCAAAGGGGAUUAUUUCAUGUCACUGUCACCUUGUGCCAUGCCUGGAAUAAAAACAUGGAAGCUUCCAGGCCUGUGGAGAGGCAAAUGGAGAGCAGAGACUCCCAGUGCUGUUGGGUUUUUUUUAUUAUUAUUUAUUCAUCAAAAGGCUGAAAAAGAAAGUUCUAAUCCACUGAUAUUGUCUGCUAAUACUCCAGUGAUCCUCAUUUGACUGAGGGAACGAGUGGUUGGCUCAUUUCUUAGGAAAUGUCUGAAAGGAAUUGCAGAAGGAGAAGCUUCUUAAAACUAAAAAUGGGGAAAAAAACCCCUAAAACUGUUAAAUGGGACUUCCCCAGUAAUGCAAGAGCAGCAGGGACUCUGCUGCUUCCCAGUUUAACCUCUUGGGGUUCAUGCAGCUUUUUGAACUCCUGAUGAAAGCAUCAGAGCCCAGGCUGAUGAAAAGGUAGAAAAUCCCCUUGGAUAGCUGGGUUGGGUUUUUUUUUUUUUUGUUUUAAUUAUCAUUUUCAGCUUUCAUCUCCCCAGUGCAGGUCCUAAAAUGCUCAGCAGUUCAUUUGGAUGGGGGAAUUUAUCCAGAGGUUUGCUUUUGGUUUUUUUUAACAAAGUAACUUCCUUCCUCUUGUCUCCUUCCUUAGGCUGCCCAGUAAAUCUUUUUCAGGAGAGAAAAUUCCUCUGAAUGAGAGAAAUUCCAGAGCUGAAAAGCUGCAUCUGUCAGCUCAGAGAAAACACCCAAAGUCCCCAUCUUGACUUUAGAUGGAUUUGGGACUUUUGCACCAGGAAGCCUCAUGUUUUGGGGUAUGAAGUGCACUUUUUUUUCCUAAAAAGAAACUUGUAUUAUGUCUGAUUAGUGUCUUAAGAGAUACAAGGGAGAUUCUGCCAAAAAGCUGAGGGGUUUUUUUUCAUUCCUCCUUAAUUAAUACCUGAAAUCCACUUCUGCUCUGGUUUUUAUAGUAGAGAAAACCCCUCCCUGUAGGUAGGAAUGAAAUGUAGGGGGGUGAAACUCUACACACUGCCCUGAAACCAAACUACUUGAGGUUUCCCAGUGCCCCAGCUCCUUAAAUCCCAAAUGUUUACUUGGAUGGAACAGGGAGUGCCUUGUCCUCAGGUCUGGCAGGGGGUGGAAAAAUAGGGUGGUGGGCACUGGGAGCAAGUGCUGGCCUUGUAAACCCCUUUUAUCCUGGGAUGCUCCUCAAAAAGCAAACCCAAACUGAGUUCUUGAGGUUUUUGGACCUGAAAAAGGGGGAAAAAAUGGAUAAUAUUUGCUGCUCUGGUAGUUUGGUUGAAUAAUUCUGGGUUUUCUUGAAGGUUUCUUCAGGCUCUGCACAUUCCAGCAUCACUUUGGGCUCCUCCUUUUGUUAAUUGUGCUGAAAUAAUGAGCUGACUCUGAGCAUCUCAGGUGUUGCUGCUUUUGGCCCCUUCUUGUAGCUACAGUUUUCACUCCAUUUGGGGGCUUUUUGUUUGGUUUUUGGUUGUUUCCUUUUUUUUUUUUUAAUUAUUUUUAUUCUCCACGUGUUCUUGCAGUGCCUUGUAAACCCAACCAACCCCCCCUGUCACCAAAGGGCUGUUGUAAUAAUAAUAAUAAAUAAUAAAAAACAAACCCCAGGAACAUCCUUUCAGCUGGAUUGGGACUUUGUAAACUGAAACCAAAAUUCAAACCCACGUUUCCAAGUCAAAUAAAAAGAGUUGAACUCUGA
Molecule: messenger RNA, 6230 nt
Organism: Calypte anna (Anna's hummingbird)
Lineage: Eukaryota; Metazoa; Chordata; Aves; Apodiformes; Trochilidae
Gene: PGPEP1
Product: pyroglutamyl-peptidase I
Exons: 5
Coding region: 37-666 (209 amino acids)
Biological process (GO): proteolysis
Cellular component (GO): cytosol
Molecular function (GO): pyroglutamyl-peptidase activity
Source: RefSeq, a predicted model, not a curated record